AUGGAAACGGCCAUGAACUUCUCUGAGGCCCAGCAGGUCACGCUUGAGAAGCUCAAGGCGUUGAUCGAGCACGAACAAGUGGCUAUUAUAGUGUCGCAAGGUCUGGACGCACUUCGUGCACGUCUCGAGGCCUUCUCGAACUUUGAUUACAUGCUGAUCGGACAGGUGCAUGACCAUGUGGCAUCUGCCAUGCCCACUCGAGAGAUGGAGGUUACCAUCAGCUCGGCCUUGCUGCGGUCAGAGCAGCAAAAGGUGGGCCUGGCCUUAUCGAAGUUAGGUGGGCGAUCCAGGGAGUGGGCUGUCACUUCUGGUACCUCGACAGGCGAGGCUUUUCCCAUCCGGAACAUGCUGAAACAGCAGCUAUCUUGA
Messenger RNA from Peronospora matthiolae, 369 nucleotides. The record is from the annotation of a GenBank genome assembly. NCBI's taxonomy places the organism in Eukaryota, Oomycota, Peronosporomycetes, Peronosporales, Peronosporaceae.